GGCCUGGCGAGGUAGUAAUGACUCUUCCCUCCCCUCCCCGGAGAGCCGGCGAGCAUUAAUAAAUCUCUAAGCCAGAGGAGGAAACUCUGGCUGGGGCAGUGCGUGGAGCUCCGGCGGAGCGUUGCGGGGGAGACGGCGGCGCCCACGGCAGGAGCAGCCUAGCUAGCAAAACACACUAGAGGCAACCAACCGAGAGGAGCCAUCUCUUCGUAAACACACUCUCCGCUCCUCGGUCACUCGCUCCGGGUGCCGCGCGCCCGCCUGCUUUGGCGCCAGGGAAGGCUCGGACUGCUAUGUAACGUCGAGGCUGCGGGAGGAGGAAGGGGUGCAGGGGAGAAACGCCUGGGGCCAAGUUUGCGAGUCACUUCGGGCAGGCGCCCUCUUAGCCCUCGGCUGGUCCUUUCCUGUUAAGCCUUUGCUGGCUUGGGUGCCCUUGGCCUUCUCCCGGCUCCCCCGGCUCUGCUGCGUUUUGCCGGCGACAUGGUGACGAUGGAGGAACUGCGGGAGAUGGACUGCAGCGUGCUCAAGAGGCUGAUGAACCGAGAGGAGAACGGCGGCGGCGGCGGCGGCGGUGCGGGCAGCAGCGGCAGCCACGGCGCCCUGGGGCUGCUGAGCGGCGGCAAGUGCCUGCUGCUCGACUGCAGGCCGUUCCUGGCUCACAGCGCGGGCUACAUCCGAGGCUCGGUGAACGUGCGCUGCAACACCAUCGUGCGCCGGAGGGCCAAGGGCUCCGUGAGCCUGGAGCAGAUUCUGCCCGCCGAGGAAGAGGUGCGCGCCCGCCUGCGCUCUGGCCUCUACUCGGCUGUCAUCGUCUACGACGAGCGCAGCCCGCGCGCCGAGUGUCUCCGGGAGGACAGCACGGUGUCGCUGGUCGUACAGGCGUUGCGCCGGAACGCGGAGCGCACGGACAUCUGCCUGCUUAAAGGUGGCUACGAGAGGUUUUCUUCUGAGUAUCCAGAAUUCUGCUCUAAAACCAAGGCCCUGGCCGCCAUCCCACCCCCCGUACCCCCCAGCACCAAUGAGUCCUUGGACCUGGGCUGCAGCUCCUGUGGGACCCCACUGCACGACCAGGGCGGUCCUGUGGAAAUCCUCCCUUUCCUCUACCUCGGCAGUGCCUACCAUGCUGCCCGCAGGGACAUGCUCGACGCCCUGGGGAUCACGGCCCUACUGAAUGUCUCCUCAGACUGUCCCAAUCACUUCGAGGGACAUUACCAGUACAAAUGCAUCCCGGUAGAAGAUAACCACAAGGCUGACAUCAGCUCCUGGUUCAUGGAGGCCAUCGAGUACAUUGACGCCGUGAAGGACUGCCGAGGGCGGGUGCUGGUUCACUGCCAGGCCGGCAUCUCGAGAUCGGCCACCAUCUGCCUGGCCUACCUGAUGAUGAAGAAGCGGGUGAGGCUGGAGGAGGCUUUCGAGUUCGUCAAGCAGCGCCGCAGUAUCAUUUCGCCCAAUUUUAGCUUCAUGGGCCAGUUGCUGCAGUUCGAGUCUCAGGUGCUCACCACGACGUCCUGCGCCGCCGAGGCCGCCAGCCCAUCCGGGCCCCUGCGGGAGAGGGGCAAGGCCACUCCCACCCCCACCUCGCAGUUCGUCUUCAGCUUCCCCGUGUCCGUGGGUGUGCACGCGGCCCCCAGUAACCUGCCGUACCUGCACAGUCCCAUCACCACGUCCCCCAGCUGUUAGGACCAGGCUCCCGACGCCAGGUCCAGAGAGCCAGUGUGCAAGCCAAUAGGGACUGACAGUGGGGGGACCAGGUGACCACGCUCCGUCUCUUUCCAUUUCUCCUUGGCCAACCACAGGGCCAGCUAGAAUGGCAAUAACGACUUUGAAUACACAUUUAACACAAACACAAUUAAACACAAUCCAACAUAAAGCAAUAAUGACAGCGGAAGCUGUCAGAGAAGAUUUGGUUUGUCAGCUUUUCCUUUGCAGGUAGAUAUUUACCUCAUCAUCAUUAUUAUUAUUAAUUAUUAUUUAAAGCAAUCAAGCUUGAAAGUUAUGAAACCCACAGAUCCUGGCAAAUGUGCCCAACCAAUUUAAGUGGAGAGGGAAAGAGGAGAAAAUGAGUUUGCCAGAAAAGUGCCUGGUUCUGUGUGUCUGUUCUUCUAUUGUUGAACUCCCAGGAAUUUUGUUCUAGAUCCUUCUAGGCCACAGUAUUCUAAUUAGUCGUCAACUGGGUAAUUAAUGUUGAAUGAUUAUUGAGAGUAACCUCAGCAUGUGGUGUGCAGGAGUCUGGUGACUUUGGGAUACAUUUCUGUUGAGGUCGUACAGUAGAGCAUAGAUAAACACAGGUGUGCUGGCAACGAGGGGGUGGGGGAGGUGGUCCCCAUGGUCGCCAUCUUGCAUUGUUGCCACUGAGAAGCAGGCAGGGUGACGUGCAAGGAAAAGGGUCUAUGGCUGGUCACGUUUGUAGCGGACUCCUGGCCUCACUGACCCAGCCGUGUGAGGUUUUCUCUCCAGUGGUCCAUUUGACUGUGGAUAGAGUGGUUUCUUCCCACUUGGCCUAGGGUCUGGAUUUUGUCUGGUGGUAAACACCAUCUUUUCUAAGGUGCUCCUGGAAAACCAGGUGCCGUUCAGAUAUUCCUGCUGUGAAUAAUUUGCUAAGGGCAGACCAGAACCAGAUCACUGAGGAUGAACUAAAAAAAUCUCCCUCUCUUGGAUAAAUUGGGUGUUUCAGUUUUAGGAGUUUACUUGAAGUAUACCAAGAAAUUCUUGUUACGAAAUCCUUGUCAAGUGAAUACGUUGAAAAGCCUCCCCCCCUCUUUUGAAUAAAAAGAUAAGUGUAUGCCUGACUUGGGGUUCCUUAAAGUCUGGAAGAACAGAGGGUGUGGGGCUGGGUGCCAGCUCCUGUUUUAGUGAUAUUGGGUGACUUCGGAGCCAUGUUGGGUUCUGACUGGACCAACACCAUUUUAAAGGAGCCUUUCCAAAAAUGUGUUUUCUAAGGGGAAGAUGCAGGGUGGGGAGGGAACCUGUUUCAUCUGUAGUAUGGGAGACAGUUUCAUCAGGGCUUGUCAGAUUAGAGGUCAACCGCAGACUUGGCAGAAACCAGCAUGGGCCUGCCCCCCUCCCCCACACCUUGAGCAUAAAUAGAACUUCAAGUCUCCAUGUCACAUCGUCAUGGGAUGCUCUUUCUCAGCCAGGAUCCCAGACAGCCCGGGUUCAUGGUCCCCCCCCCCCCCCACCAUGAAAUGUGAACCUGUGUUGGUAUAACUUGUAUCAGGUGACCUGUGUCAAAGAUCACCUGUGUGGGUGAGAAGUAGGGUACCGUGCUCCCUGACUGCCACUUGGCUGAAGGCAUAGAGGGGCUGAGCUCCCCGAUGGUGGACUGCCUAUGCCUAGUUGGAUGGUCUUACAUUUCUGCCCCCUGCUUGCUGGCAGCUGUCUCUCGUGGUUGGUGAAGAAUUAGAUUAAAUGAGUUUUGUAGUUAAACAAGUCCAGGGGUUCCAAGAAUGUAAAGGGGAUCUGGAGAGCAGAUAGCCUGUAGACGUCAUUCGCUUUCUAGAUGAGUGUUUGCCAAAUGUGUCCUAGUUCUCAGACUGGAUGCCAACUACACAGGCAGUGGGGGGCUCCAAAUGUCCCUCCCCUGCCUCAUUCAAGCCUCCUAUGACAGUGUGAAGGGGCUAUUUAUAAAGUCAUUUUCUUUGUACUUGAUAACGGCAUGAGACCCAGAACUCUACAAAGAAAGUAGGACAUUGGUUUGAUUGAAAAACCGGGGUGGGGGGCAUGCCUUAAAGUUCUCCAGAAGCUUCUUUGAUGGCUUGUAAUAGCUCUAAUGAAGAGCCUGUCCUUCCUAACGGUUAGAUUUGACAGACAGUAUGUUGUCCACGAGCUGAUUUCUGGUGAUGGGAAGUUUUGGAAUGUCACAAGGCCAUUGGAUAUUUGAGAAUGAGCAACACUCAGCUCUCCCCAGGGAUCUUUGCUCCAUCAGCCAUGUUUGUAAGACGGAGGGCUGAAGCCCAGGUGAGCAGGUGGCUAGCUCUCAGCUCUAUUCGCCUUGUUCUCUGGUUCUUGACUUCAGGGAGGCUGAGGAAACCAAGGGAAGAGAUUGAGAGUCGUUGGGAAGGAGGCAGGAGAAAGGGAAGAUUUGAUUGUCACUCCCAUGGGGAAGGGACUGGGCAAUGGCCAAGGAAGCCUGUGGCAAUAAUAAUAGUUUGUACGUGUUCAUCAUAAUCACCUGGGUAGCCUUUAAACUCCUCAUAUCUAGGUGACCCUUGACCAAAUAAACCAGGACUUGUGUGGGUGGGACCCGGACACCAACCAUUGUUACAUCUUUCCUGCGCGCUUUCCAAGCCUGGAGACCAUUCAUUGCUUGACGAUGGUGAAAGCCAGGUCUUGUUGGUACACAGCUAGCUUGUGAAGCAGACAUAACAGGAGGGCUUUGUAAUGGUGUCAGUGUGGUCCCACUCCACAGCCCGCUGAGGGAUAAGGUGGUUUCUUUGCGGCAAGCCCCUGAAUUGGAACCAAUCUGUGGAACAUUGUGAGUGAACUCAAUAUAGUGUCUGGGUGUUGAUGUAUUUCCUUAAACUUUGUCUGCAAGAAAGAUGGAGAAAAUAUGUGUCUGUUUUGAAGUCCUCCUUGUAGUGCCCUGCCCUUCCUUAGAGCUCACGAAUCAUUCAAGGGACUUCAGAAAGAUUAACAAUGCAAUCCUUGUAACUUGUGUAAAUAGUCCCAUCUUUCUGAGUGGUGUCAUUUCUACAUUUGAUAUGCUUGUAUUCUGUAGGAUGUACAUUGUUUUGUAGACGAGUCAAACAUGUCUGUUUUUAUUUAUUGCUUGAAAAAAGAUCAUUUGAAGAGAAAAUAAAUACAUUUUCAACCAUU
Apodemus sylvaticus (European woodmouse) is the source of this 4815-nucleotide messenger RNA. RefSeq names its product dual specificity phosphatase 4 (gene Dusp4). Gene Ontology annotation, cellular component: nucleus; cytoplasm. The record is from RefSeq and is a predicted model, not a curated record. Gene Ontology annotation, molecular function: protein tyrosine/threonine phosphatase activity; MAP kinase tyrosine/serine/threonine phosphatase activity. Gene Ontology annotation, biological process: endoderm formation; protein dephosphorylation; negative regulation of MAPK cascade. The transcript is spliced from 4 exons. NCBI's taxonomy places the organism in Eukaryota, Metazoa, Chordata, Mammalia, Rodentia, Muridae. Bases 481 to 1680 code for a protein of 399 amino acids.